Biomphalaria glabrata is the source of this 842-nucleotide messenger RNA. RefSeq lists its product as uncharacterized. The coding region runs from base 155 to 565 and encodes 136 amino acids. The transcript is spliced from 3 exons. The record is from RefSeq and is a predicted model, not a curated record. Lineage: Eukaryota; Metazoa; Mollusca; Gastropoda; Planorbidae.
UGAAAGUACGAAAUAAGAUGCGUACAUUUAAAACUUUAUUGUGAUAUGAGGAUAUAUACAGUAAACGAUACUCUGUUAGGAAUUAUUCUGUCAAAGUCUAAGCCAAACGAACCUCGGGUUUCAAGUAGAUAAAGGAAACUUUCAAUUUUAAAUAAUGUAUUGGACAUUACAAAAAAAUAUAAGGAAUGCUAAAAAGCGCGUCCCCAGACGCUGUCCUUUUAUCUUCAUGAUUGUGAUGUUGACGAUAAUCAUGAUUGUGAUGUUGACAAUAACAGCAAUCAUGAUUGUACGAUAUAUAUACAGCACGAUAGUUAGUACAGCUGAAGGUCGCGUGGUAAUGGAAGACCUUGAGAACAAUCCUCACAAGGUAGCUGGGAAAUACCUACAGGUAUUUGACUUGAAUGUACCCCAACAACCAGCAGAUAUUGUCGGCUACAUAGACACAAAAAAAAGGAGAUUUGCCAAGCUCAGGAGGAACAUGGCCGAGCAAGCAGCAAACGCCGCAGUGCAUCUCGUCCUCAGGGACAGUAAGAAGGAAGCUGCUGCGAAGAUGCGAUCAGGUUAAGGUCAAGACGGCUCUGUGGCGGGUUAAAUUAAGUCCAUCAUAAAAGAAAAGAGCACUUUGAGAAGGUGUAGCAAGGGAGAUAACAAGUAGAAUGUAUGGAUUAAGUGUUAACUCCCUUAAAUUAUUGUUCACGCAUAUUGACUAUGGUAGGGGGGAAAAAGGGCAAUUGUUUCACUGCAAGCAAAAAAUAUGCAGGCCUGCACAAAAUGUCAUAAGAAAUAAAAUCCUGUACUAAAUUAGUUCAUUAAUGAAAAGUAAAAUCAAUGUUACAAAUCUA